CUAAUUCUCAUAAAAUCUGUCCUUUUCUCUUCACUCUCCUGCACCGUGGCACCACAGAACCUUCACAGUCCCAAAAAUAACCCCAAAAAAGAAAAAUAAUGAACAAGUUUGGGGGUUAGUUAGGGUUUGAUUCAAUUUCCUGUUGAAGAAAAAAAGAUAGUUUGUUGCAUUAAUGGCGUCGUCUCUACCAUUACAAGAGCUUCAUUUUCUCUCCCCAACAACAACUUCAAAGCACCGGUUUUAUCUCUCUAGAUAUUCUUUGCGCUCUAGAAUUUCUCUCGCCGGAAGUAGCCAUUUGCGGAACGGCGUCGUUUCACGUUCUCGGAUUCGAGCUCUUAAAGAGGAAGGAGUUGCGUACGAGGAAAGGGAGAAAGAAUUUAUCAAGGAAGUUAACGGUAGGCUUGAAUUGAAUGGAAAUGGUAGUGCUAGUAAGUAUGAGUAUACCAAUGGGUCAGUUGAGGGAUAUUCCAAUGGUGGGGUUGGAGUGGUGGAGAGUGAGAGCAAUGGGAGUUUGGCGAAGUAUGUGAAUGGGAAUGGGGAUGGGAAUGGUGCGGCGGUGGUGACGGCGGCGGAGGUGGUGGUAGUGGAAGAAGAAGGAGUAGUUUCGGAGGCGGCGAGGAAGAAGAGGGUAGAGGAUAUUGGGAAAGAGGAGGCUUGGUUCAAGCGGAGCACUCAAGAACAAGCUGAGGUUUCUGUUGCUCCUGGGGGGCGUUGGAGUAGAUUCAAAACCUACUCAACAAUACAAAGGACCUUGGAAAUUUGGGGAUUUGUUCUGACUUUUAUAUUCAAGGCAUGGUUGAACAAUCAGAAAUUCUCCUAUCGAGGAGGAAUGACUGAGGAAAAGAAAGUUCUAAGGCGGAAGGCCCUGGCAAAGUGGUUAAAAGAAAGUAUCCUGAGACUGGGUCCUACUUUCAUCAAAAUUGGCCAGCAGUUCUCCACAAGGGUUGACAUUCUUGCUCAAGAAUAUGUUGAUCAGUUGUCAGAGCUACAGGAUCAAGUUCCACCUUUUCCAUCAGAGACUGCAGUAUCUAUUGUUGAAGAAGAGCUUGGAGCCCCUGUAGAUGAUACCUUUGAUCAGUUUGACUAUGAGCCCAUUGCUGCUGCUAGUCUUGGCCAAGUACAUCGGGCAAGACUGAAGGGCCAAGAAGUCGUUAUCAAAGUACAAAGGCCUGGUCUAAAGGAUCUUUUUGAUAUUGAUCUUAAAAACCUGAGGGUAAUAGCAGAAUAUCUUCAAAAGGUUGACCCAAAGUCAGAUGGCGCAAAGAGAGACUGGGUUGCAAUUUAUGAUGAAUGUGCAAGUGUGUUAUAUCAGGAAAUUGAUUACACCAAGGAGGCUGCUAAUGCAGAAUUGUUUGCCAGUAACUUCAAAGGCAUGGAUUAUGUGAAAGUUCCGACAAUAUACUGGGAAUACACCACACCACAGGUCCUGACUAUGGAGUAUGUCCCAGGGAUCAAAAUAAACAAGAUUCAAGCUUUAGAUCAGUUGGGAGUUGAUCGGAAAAGGUUGGGUAGAUAUGCUGUUGAAUCUUACUUGGAACAAAUUCUGUCUCAUGGUUUUUUCCAUGCUGACCCACAUCCAGGAAAUAUUGCUGUUGAUGAUGUUAAUGGUGGACGAUUGAUCUUCUAUGACUUUGGAAUGAUGGGAAGUAUCAGCUCAAACAUCAGAGAAGGUUUGUUGGAAACAUUCUAUGGAGUUUAUGAGAAGGAUCCAGAUAGGGUCCUUCAAGCAAUGAUUCAGAUGGGUGUUCUUGUGCCUACUGGAGAUAUGACAGCUGUCAGACGGACAGCGCAAUUCUUCCUUAACAGUUUUGAAGAGCGUCUUGCUGCUCAACGGAAGGAGAGAGAAAUGGCGACAACAGAACUUGGAUUUAAGAGGCAAUUGACCAAGGAGGAAAAGAUGGAGAAAAAGAAGCAACGCCUGGCUGCAAUUGGGGAAGAUUUAUUGGCCAUUGCAGCAGAUCAACCCUUUCGAUUCCCUGCCACAUUCACAUUUGUUGUCAGAGCAUUUUCAGUAUUAGAUGGCAUUGGGAAGGGCCUUGAUCCUCGGUUUGAUAUUACUGAGAUUGCAAAACCCUAUGCACUGGAGUUGUUAAGAUUUCGUGAAGCUGGAGUUGAAGUUGUAUUGAAGGACUUCAGAAAGAGAUGGGACAGGCAGUCCCGUGCAUUCUACAACUUAUUUAGGCAGGCUGAUAGGGUUGAGAAGCUUGCUGAAACCAUCCAAAGAUUGGAGCAAGGAGAUUUGAAGCUUAGAGUACGAACUUUGGAGUCUGAAAGGGCUUUCCAACGUGUUGCUGCUGUUCAGAAGACAGUAGGGAGUGCUGUAGCUGCUGGAAGCCUGAUCAACCUUGCAACAAUUUUGUACCUCAAUUCCCUGAGAGUACCAGCUGUUGCUGCAUAUGUCUUCUGUGCAUUUUUCAGCUUUCAAGUGCUUAUUGGUAUUAUAAAGGUCAAAAAAUUAGACCAGCGAGAAAGGUUGAUAACAGGAACUGCUUGAUUAAUAGAUUUGAAGAUUCAACUCCAAUGAAGCUUUGACGACAAAUCGACUUCCAGCCAUAGAAACAAAGUGAGAGGCACAGAUGUUUCAUAGUUUGUUUCUUAAUUUCAACGUAAAUGAAGCUUCAACUUAGUAAAUUGGUCAUGAGAAGUCUAACAGCUGUGCACUUGGGAUGACCUUCUUAAAGCUCACGAAGAUCUUGAUGACAUUGUUCUAGGGUUGUAACUGCACAAGCCAAAGCCCGAUUGUUCUCUUAAAUUGUCCCUGACAAUCUUCCCUGGUCCCAAGGUUGUAUGUUUUUUUUUAUUCCUCUUUCAUCGGCUGGCUGAUCACCGUAUGGUAAGUUUUUAGUCAUAGUAUAGAGUAAUUUUUGCAAUGCAUCCCAUCAUAUAUAACUUAAAUAUGGGGCAUAUAUGUCUAAAAGCUGUGUAUAUUAUUGUAACAUACAGGAAAAUUUUAGUGGAAUUUGUAAGUUAUAUGCCACGCACGUAUUGCAAACUCAAUUAUGGUUUGUGUCAUAUUGGCAACUCAA
Theobroma cacao (cacao) is the source of this 3026-nucleotide messenger RNA. It is a transcript of the gene ATH13, whose product is annotated as ABC2 homolog 13. The record is from RefSeq and is a predicted model, not a curated record. Gene Ontology annotation, biological process: regulation of response to reactive oxygen species. NCBI's taxonomy places the organism in Eukaryota, Viridiplantae, Streptophyta, Magnoliopsida, Malvales, Malvaceae.